AUGUCUGUAAGAUUAGAAGCCGAUGAACGUGAUCAAAGUUUACGUGAAUUAGUUGAAAAUGGUUGGACAUUGAAUGAUGUUCAAGAUACCAUUAAUAAAACAUUUAAAUUUGAUGAUUUCAAUAGUGCGUUUGGAUUUAUGACAAGAGUUGCACUUUUAGCAGAAAAAUUAAAACAUCAUCCAGAAUGGACAAAUAUUUAUAAUAAAGUUGAUGUCAAAUUAACUACACACGAUUUAAAAGCUUUGUCAAAAUCUGAUGUCCAAAUGGCGUUAUUUAUGGAUCAUAUUUAUGUAACCAUCGGUGAUUGA
Didymodactylos carnosus is the source of this 309-nucleotide messenger RNA. The record is from the annotation of a GenBank genome assembly. Lineage: Eukaryota; Metazoa; Rotifera; Eurotatoria; Philodinida; Philodinidae.